Molecule: messenger RNA, 3048 nt
Organism: Schistosoma mattheei
Lineage: Eukaryota; Metazoa; Platyhelminthes; Trematoda; Strigeidida; Schistosomatidae
Source: the annotation of a GenBank genome assembly
AUGACAACGGAAGAUCCAAAAGUACUAUACCCUCUGCAUUACCAUGUUUGGAAUAAUGAUUAUAUGGCUUUGGAUGAGCUACUUCACCAGAAAAAGCAUGAUAUAGAAAAACUGGAUCCUCAUGGGAGAACCCCAUUAAUGUUAUGCAUUGUACUUGAUCAUUUGGAUAAAUUCUGGACAGCUGCACAGGAGGCCAUUGCAACAGGAGACCCUGAACUUGUUAAACUAAUCUUGGUUCAUAGAGAUGCUCAGAUUGUCCGUCAUCAGGCUGUUAUAGUUGCAGAUUUACUACAGAAGCUCAGAGAAACCCCCGAUUUUUAUAUUGAAAUGAAAUGGGAGUUCACUAGUUGGCUACCACUUGUAUCGCGUAUGUGUCCAAGUGAUGUUUGUCGAGUAUGGAAAUGUGGAUCAAAUGUUAGAAUUGAUACGAAUCUACUGGGAUUUAAUGGCUCAGCAUCAUGGGUUCGUGGUCAUCUGAGCUAUAUGUUUCGAGCCGGAGAAUCUGGAGCAUAUAUGGAUGAAGUAAACCACACUGAUAGAACUAUUUAUCGGCAUAACGUAAAUUUACUUAGUCGGUCCGAUGGAAUGGAUAGCACACCAGGUGCUGGAAGUGGUGCUGGUGCUGCAGCUACUGCUGCUGCCCAACUCUUUGUACGUGAACCUUCGGAAAGUACUAUUGCAAACAAAUUAACUCAACCUAUUUUCGUUACAUAUUUGGAUACAGAUAAAAUAGAGUUUGAGAAAAGUAAAUCGGGAAUUUUAGGUUGGCGAUCUGAUCGUAAAGAAACUAUUAACAAUCAUCCUUGUCAAGUAUACUGUGCAUCGAAUGUACAAAUCAUCACAUUACGUCGUACAGAACAUUUAACUGAAGAAAAUCUACGUGAUCUUAAUCAACAGCAUAAUCCUAAUGAUAAUGAACAUGGUGGUGUUUGUGGUGUCAGUGAUGACAUAGUAUUUCCAGGUGGUCGAGGCAAUUUACUAACAAAUCUACUACAAACAGCCGCAUCUGAAAAUAAGACCAAAACUGAUUUAGCUGUUACGCAUGAAGCAGCAAGCUACAAUCCAAAUCAUAUAACAGCACAACAAUAUUUUUCACGUAAUAUUGGUACACAAAUUCAUUUAGAUGAUAUUGGUCGACCGAAAGCGAUGAUAACAAAAGUAAAGACAUUUAAAGCACGUUUAUGGAUAUGUCGUGAUUAUCCUUUAUCAUUGAAAGAUCAAAUUAUACCGAUUAUUGAUUUAAUGUCUGAAUAUAAUCCAUACUUUCAUAAAUUGAAAGAAUUUCUUACUAAACAAUUGCCUAGUGGAUUUCCACUGAAAGUUGAAAUUCCGCUUUAUCAUGUCUUAAAUGCAUGCGUCUCAUUUGGCAAUUUACAUGGUCAAGAUAAUAGUGUGUAUGGCGUUUCUACAGUACCUAUUGGUAGUAAGGACUCUGGUGUGCAUCAUCCAUCAGAUUCAACAGAUACACAUAAGAAAACGGAUAGUCCUACAACUAGUAAAUUUGCAUCUGAUAAUCAAACUGAUCAACCAUUACUUGAAUCUUCAACGGAAUCCAGUUCAUUACAACCACUUAAAUGUGUUAUUGAUGAAAGUGUAUUUGAUGUAGGCAAAGGAUAUCAUUUGAUAGUUGAGAAUUCACCUGGACACUAUGGAGCUUUGUAUGAUGAAGAACAAAUGGUUCAAAUGGCUGUUCAACGAAGUUUAGUAGAAUAUGGAUCAUCGGAAAACUUGAUACAAAGAGAUUAUUCAUUGUCUAAACGAGGUAUAGUCGAGGCGAGAGCUGAUGAAUACGUUGAACCAGAAGAAGCUUGGAUGCAACAAGCAAUCGCAGCCAGUUUAAGUCUUGACGGUGCUGAAAUUCCUGUAACAAGUGCGGAUGCAGCCUAUAUGAAAGCUUUAGAAGAAUCUCGUAUUGAACAAGAACUUGAAGAAAAACGUCGCCGAGCUGAGGAUGAAGAAUUAGCACGUAUACUUGAGUUGUCAACCAAAGAAAAAUAACUAAUUAUCUUGUUCUGUUUUACAAAAUUUGAUAAAUUAUAUCUUUGUUCGUAUACGGUAUAUCCCUUUCGAAAACACUUACACGCAAAUACAUACUACUGUGUCGAACUAUAACAAUAAUAAUGGAAGUUCAACAUUACUUCAUCAUAUCACAUGUGAUAUAAAAACAAAAUUACCAGAAAUGUAUUGUAUGCUACCUAUUCGAUCCCUGUAUAAAACUUAUCUGACUUGAUAGUCAAACAAAUCGCUUUCAUUCAUCUUCCCACUUCAUACAAAAAUCUCUGCAUAGUUGAUAGUCAUUUAGUAAUGAUUUUUAACCUUUAAUAUAUUCGUAUGGAAAUUAUAUAACUAAUAAGAAUAUAAUGUAUGCCUUCCUGCUUUGGAACUCCUACUAAUGAAGAUAUAACAACACCAAAUUAUAUUUUAAAUCUGUGCAUUAAUGUUAUUAUUUAUAGCCUUGCUUAAUACGCUUAUUUUAUUACCAUUAGUUAAUGCUGAUGUAAAACGAUUCUUGUAAUGUCGUCUUUAUCGCCUUCUGUUUAGCAAAUGUAAUAUCUGUUCUUAAUGAAAGUCUACUGUAUAAAUACAUCUUCACUAUAUUAUCUGAAUACUUUAUGUAGUAAGCGUAAUUCCCCCCCCUACCAUAGCCUUAACUCUCCCAACAAUAAUAGUUAAAACAAAUAAAUGUUUCUCAGUUUUAUUUCUUACGCUUAACCUGAUCCGAUUAAUUUAAUUGAUAAUGAUAAUAAUCAUUCUAGUCAGUAGUACAUGAAUGUCAUUAUCCGUCUUUUUGUGCGUUAUUAUUUUAUCCUAUCAAUCAUGUAACUGCUUUUUGUUGUUUAUUUUAAUUUCUCGUUAUUGUUUGGCUUCAUUUUCUAGUAAUAUCCAUGUGAUUCGAUAAUUAAUCAUUCUUAUAAAAAUUAUUAUUGGACAUCGAAUUCGUCUGUGUAUGGUGUUAGCUAUUAUUCUUAUUCUAUGAAAGGUUUAAGAUUGCUUAUGUAACAUGUUCAAUCGAUUGCUAUAAUAUGACUAAUUGGUGCUUUUAUGUUC